Molecule: messenger RNA, 636 nt
Organism: Acaulospora morrowiae
Lineage: Eukaryota; Fungi; Glomeromycota; Glomeromycetes; Diversisporales; Acaulosporaceae
Source: the annotation of a GenBank genome assembly
AUGGCCCAUGUAGAAGAGCUUGUGGACUUUUUGGGAGAUAAAUAUGACGGACAAUUAGGAGCAGCCACUUCCACUCAUGAAGACAAUAUGUACUUAUUUUUGGGAGAGAUUUUUAGAACUUGCCAUGAUGCUACAGCAGAAGCAAUGAGAAGGACAUUCGAAUGCCAAGAACAGAUUGGGCGAGAAACGAACUGGAUUGAAAGGAGAGAUUGCAAGGUUAAUGCCACUGGUAGAGCCCAUCACACUAGACGAUGCGAUCGCAAGUGUGUGAAAACUGGAAACUGGAGAAUACUAUACCGGCAGAAGAAAGGAGAACAAGGACAUAGAACCCAUGAAUGUCCUGAGCCGCCAAGGAGAAUGCCACCACAAGUUGCCAACCCUCAUGACGCGAACCUAUGUGAAGUAGAAAACAGAACCUACUGGGAGAGUUGUGAACCAGCCACGACAAACAGAACAAACAUGACUGGUACAACAGGAAGAGCGCACCCAAUCAACACAACCAGUAGAAAUGGAGAUCACGGCAGAAUCUGCAAAAAAGAAUGCCAUGCCAUGAGUCAAGUGCCAGAGAGGACCGUCAGUAGUAGACCAAGCACCCCUAUACAAUGUUGCAGAAGACUUGUUGAGUUAGAGAGCUAA